Molecule: messenger RNA, 416 nt
Organism: Phytomonas sp. Hart1
Lineage: Eukaryota; Euglenozoa; Kinetoplastea; Trypanosomatida; Trypanosomatidae
Source: the annotation of a GenBank genome assembly
UUGGUGAGUUGUCCUAUUAUUUAAUCCUUAACUGGUGAAAAAUAUGAGCUCUUUUUUAGUUUUUAUACUCGAUAAAAUAAAAGUCCAUUUAGUAAAUCAAAAGCAAGAUGUCUAUUAAACGGCUCUUCAAACAGAGCAAACUCGUAAAUAAGCAUAUGCUACUCAUGAAGCGCAGGGAGCCCUAUAAACCAAUCAUGAAGGAUCGUCAAAUGAUUGAAAAUCGCGCUAGGCUCGAGGACUUUGAGCAGAAAAAUGCAGAAGGUAUGAUGUUCGUACCGGAUUCUGCCCUCCCGCCCUGGCAACGAUCAAUUCUUUCGAAUCUCAAGCGAAUUCAGACAACGCAGAACUUCAGGGGUUUGCGCGUGCGAGUAGUGGAUAAACAAGACGAACCUGGAUUUCCUACAAACUUUAGGUAG